This is a messenger RNA of Chanos chanos (milkfish), 3345 nucleotides long. RefSeq names its product membrane associated guanylate kinase, WW and PDZ domain containing 3b (gene magi3b). Gene Ontology annotation, molecular function: protein binding. Gene Ontology annotation, cellular component: cell-cell junction; cytoplasm. Gene Ontology annotation, biological process: signal transduction. Lineage: Eukaryota; Metazoa; Chordata; Actinopteri; Gonorynchiformes; Chanidae. The record is from RefSeq and is a predicted model, not a curated record. Bases 1 to 3345 code for a protein of 1114 amino acids. The transcript has 21 exons.
AUGUCUAGAACACUAAAGAAGAAGAAACACUGGUCCACCAAAGUGCAGGAAUGCGCCGUAUCCUGGGGGAACCUCGGAGAUUUUGGUUCCGUGGUGGAGGUGCUUGGCGGCGCAGAACACGGAGAAUUCCCCUACCUGGGUAAGAUGAACCUGGACGUAUUAGUGUGUCACGUUGGGAGACUGCCGUACUACGGAGACGUGCUUUUGGAGGUCAACGGCACACCCGUCAGUGGACUUACCAACCGCGACACACUGGCCGUCAUCCGUCACUUUCGGGAGCCCAUUCGUUUGAAGACUGUCAAACCAGGGAAGGUGCUUAACACAGACUUGCGGCAUUAUCUCAGUCUUCAGUUCCAGAAAGGAUCACUGGACCACAAGCUGCAGCAGGUCAUCAGAGACAACCUGUACCUACGGACCAUCCCCUGUACCACCAGGCUGCCCAGAGAAGGGGAGGUCCCUGGAGUGGACUAUAACUUCAUCAGCGUGGGGGAUUUCCGCAUCCUGGAGGAGAGUGGACUGCUGUUGGAGAGUGGGACUUAUGAAGGGAACUACUACGGAACGCCCAAGCCUCCCGCUGAACCGAACCUGGUACAGCCAGACCUGGUGGACCAGGUUCUGUUUGAGGAAGACUAUGGCACUGAGGUCCAGCGCAAACGCACAACCUCUGUCAGUAAGAUGGACCGCAAGGACAGCGUUGUCCCCGAGGAAGAGGAUGAUGAAGAGAGACCACCUCUGCCUAAUGGCAACCCAGAGGCUGCAGUAGGGGCUCAAUGGAAGAGGACAGUGCCCAGUUAUACCCAGUCCAACAGUGGUAUGGAACUAAGGGCCUGGAGCUCUCUGCCGCGGGACGACAGUCUGGAACCGCUACCCUAUAACUGGGAGAUGGCCUACACAGAAACGGGCAUGGUCUACUUUAUCGAUCACAACACUAAAUCCACCACGUGGCUGGACCCCCGUUUGGCCAAGAAAGCCAAACCUCCUGAAAAGUGUGAGGAUGGAGAGCUUCCCUACGGCUGGGAGGAGAUUGAUGAUCCUCAGUAUGGCACCUAUUACGUUGAUCAUAUCAACCAGAGGACGCAGUUUGAGAAUCCUGUUACAGAGGCCAAGAGGAAGCUGAACCUAGAGGCUUCAGUAACCAGUCAGAGCCAGCAGGGGGCAGCACCUCCUUCAGGUGGUGAGGGAGGCACUCCAGGGUUUACACGGGAUCCAACCCAGUUGCAGGGAGAGCUGUACCACUCCACUCUGAAGAAGAGCUCUCAGGGCUUUGGCUUCACCAUCAUCGGUGGAGAUCGCCCAGAUGAAUUUCUCCAGGUCAAAAACGUCCUGAGUGACGGUCCAGCUGCUCAGGAGAAUAAGAUGGCAUCUGGUGACGUGAUUGUGGAGAUCAAUGGUGUUCUGGUCCUGGGGAAGACCCAUGCUGACGUGGUCCAGAUGUUCCAGAGGAUCCCGGUUAACCAGUACGUGGACAUGGUCCUGUGCCGUGGCUAUUCCCUGCCUCCGGACGUGGAUGCUGACAGCGAGGACCCCCCUCCUCUUCCCCCUCUUCCUCCCCCAGGGGAGGUGAUGACAGCUGUACCCCUUAUAAAUGGCCAGCCCCUGCUGGUGAAGGGUGACGUUCUCCAUGGCUCCUCCCAGGAGCUCCACUACGUCACCACCGAUGCCAGCGGUCGGCCCAUGGUGGCCACACUGCCCAACGGUCGCCAUGCUGACCGGCCCGACGGGGGCAUGCUGCAGCCGGAGCUGGUGAGUGUGCCACUGGUGAAAGGACCGAGCGGUUUCGGCUUUGCCAUCGCCGACUGCCCUCUGGGUCAGAAGGUGAAGAUGAUCCUGGAUGCGCAGUGGUGCCGAGGCCUGCUGAAAGGAGACAUCAUUAAAGAGAUCAACUGCCAGAACGUUCAGCUGCUCAGCCAUGCCCAGGUGGUGGACAUCCUCAAAGACCUGCCCGUCGGCAGUGAGGUCAACCUGCUGGUGCUGAGGGGAGGUCAGACGACGCCUGUGAAGAGCCUAAAACCUAGACAGGAGCUGAGUGCCAGUACGGAGACCCUCGACCGCUGCCAUGACUCCAUGCUCCCCCAGGCUCUCACCUACCAUUCCAGCACUCUGCCCUCCAGCUCCCCCCGACGAGAUGCUGUCGAACUCUACAGCAAACCCAGAGCCCUGCCUGAGCCCAAACAACCUCAGUAUAAAGAGGUGGAGGUGUUCAUUAAGAGAGACCAGGAGACGGGCUUUGGAUUCAGAGUGCUGGGUGGAGAGGGUCCAGACCAGCCUGUGUAUAUUGGGGCCAUCGUGCCCCAGGGCGCGGCAGAGAAAGAGGGGCGUCUGCGGGCCGGUGAUGAGCUUAUGGCGAUCGAUGGCAUUACAGUGAAAGGAAAGUCCCACAAGCAAGUUCUGGACCUGAUGACCAACGCUGCCCGCAAUGGGCAGGUCCUGCUCUGUGUCCGCCGAAAGGUCAUCUACAGAGGUCAGUCCAAGACUGAGAGGAUGCACCAAUCAGCCCCUUCUCUGGUUAACGGCUCCCCAAGACUCCAGCACAUCAGUGUGCCCAACGUACUGGACCAGGAGUCCUUCAACAUCACGCUUCACCGCAAAGACAAUGAGGGCUUUGGCUUCGUCAUCCUCACAUCCAAAAGCAAGCCGCCACCUGGAGUAAUCCCACACAAGAUCGGCCGCAUCAUCGAAGGCAGCCCCACGGACCGCUGUGGUCUUCUUAAUGUUGGCGACCGCAUCUCCGCGGUCAAUGGCCAGUCCAUUGUGGAGCUAUCCCAUAAUGACAUAGUGCAGCUCAUUAAGGAUGCAGGCUCAUCUGUCAUGCUCACAGUGAUCCCUGAGGACGAGUACAAGGGCCCGCCCUCUGGAGCAAGUUCAGCCAAACAGAGUCCUGCACCACAGCACAGGGUAAUGAAGGCAGCCAAUCAGGAUGACAGGUAUAACUUGGACUUGGACGAUAGUAAGGAGGACUAUAAAACUCUACCCUUGGGUGAACAGGGAACUCUGUGUCUCACUGGCUCCAAACAGGGCUGUAUCACAGUUGAGCUGGACCGUGGUCCUCGUGGUUUUGGGUUCAGUCUGAGAGGGGGCACAGAGUACAGCAUGGGACUGUAUAUUCUCCGACUGGCAGAAGACGGCCCAGCCCUGCUGGAUGGCAGGAUUCACGUGGGUGAUCAGAUUGUGGAGAUUAAUGGAGAGCCCACGCAGGGCAUCAGUCACACCAGGGCUAUAGAGCUCAUCCAGGCUGGAGGCAACAAGGUUCAGCUGCUGUUACGGCCUGGUCCAGGUCUCAUCCCUGACAACAGCAGUGUGAGCUCCACUGCUGUUUGUUACUACCCUACAGAGCACCAGCACUAA